AUGGGCAAAGUGCACACCGGAAGUCGCAUCAUCUUGCAGAAUCCUCACCGCAAGCCGUGAUGAGGCAGUGUGUCCGGGUCCCGGGCGGGCUGGGGGUCCUGCAGAUCCUCACGGUGUGUGUUGUGGUGCUGUGUGUCGCACCUGCAGCCUCACACCCGCAGUGUCUGGACUUUAAGCCCCCCUUCAGACCGCUGCAGGAGCUCCAGUUCUGCGUCAUGUACAAGGAGUUCGGCUGCUGUGACUAUGAGAAGGACCAGAAGCUGAUGGCGAAGUACUACCGGAUCAUGGAUAACUUUGAUUAUUACGGAUAUGCAAACUGCGCUGGGUUCGUGCUGGAGAUGAUCUGCCAGGAAUGCUCUCCAUAUGCAGCUCAUCUGUUUGACGCUGAAGACCCCACCACAACGAUCAGGACCAUUCCUGGCCUUUGUCCUGACUACUGCUCUCAGUUUUGGAAUAAGUGCAGGUCCACCAUCCCUCUCUUGUCUGAAGACCCACACAUAGCCAAAGUCAAAGAAGACCAGACACGUCUCUGCCGCUACCUGGAGCUAGACGACGUAGACUACUGCUACCCACACCUCCUCAGUGACCAGAAACUCACCCAGAAUCUGGGCCAUGUCCAGUCAGACGUGGACGGUUGUCUGCAGCUGUGCCUGGAAGAAGUCGCGAAUGGGCUGCGGAACCCGCUAGCUAUGGUGCACGCCAAUGACGGUACACACCGGUUCUUUGUGGCGGAACAGGUGGGCUUGGUGUGGACGUACCUUCCUGACCGAUCCAAACUGGAGAAGCCAUUUUUGAACAUAACCAAGGCAGUAUUAACGUCCUCAUGGGAAGGAGACGAGAGGGGCUUUCUGGGUCUUACCUUUCACCCUAAGCACAAGUACAAUGGGAAGCUGUAUGUUUACUACUCAGUGGAGGUGGGUUUUGACGAGAGGAUCAGGAUCAGUGAGUUUCAUGUGUCAGCCCAUGACAUGAAUGUGGUGGAUCAUGCCUCUGAGCGGGUUAUUCUAGAGAUUGACGAACCAGCAUCCAAUCACAAUGGAGGGCAACUACUCUUUGCAGAUGAUGGCUACUUGUACAUUUUUACAGGGGAUGGUGGAAUGGCAGGGGAUCCAUUUGGGAAAUAUGGGAAUGCCCAGAACAAGUCAGCUCUAUUGGGUAAAGUUCUCCGCAUUGAUGUGGAUGACAAUGAAAGAGGUCCAUUGUACCGAAUCCCUCCAGAUAACCCCUUUGUACAUGAUCGGGGGGCUCGACCAGAGGUUUAUGCUUACGGUGUGCGUAAUAUGUGGAGGUGUUCCGUGGACCGGGGUGACUCUCGGACCAAAGAGGGCAAAGGACGUAUCUUCUGUGGGGAUGUGGGCCAGAACAAGUUUGAAGAGAUAGACAUUAUCGAGAAAGGUCGAAAUUUCGGCUGGAGAGCCAAAGAAGGCUUCUCCUGCUACGAUAAGAAGCUGUGUGCCAACAGCUCGCUAGAUGAUGUCCUCCCUAUUUAUGCGUACCCUCACAAGAUGGGCAAGUCAGUGACUGGGGGCUAUGUUUACCGGGGAUGUGAAUACCCCAACAUAAACGGCAUGUACAUAUUUGGAGACUUCAUGAGCGGGCGUUUGAUGAGUUUGCAGGAAGAAAGAAACACAGGGAAAUGGAAGUACAAUGAGAUCUGUAUGGGGAAGGGCAUGACCUGUGCCUUCCCUGGAAUCAUCAACAACUACCACCAGUACAUCAUCUCCUUCGCAGAGGAUGAAGCUGGUGAGCUGUACUUCAUGUCCACUGGAGUACCGAGUGCUACAUCCCCUUCAGGAGUCGUCUAUAAAGUUGUGGACCCCUCAAGACGCGCUCCACCAAGACAAUGCCAUUAUGACCCUCUUCCUGUCAGAGUGAAAAGUAACCUUAUCAAGUUUGUUCCUCAGGAAACAUUAAUUGGACUUGAACCACCACACAAAGCCAAGCCUGAGUCACAACCCACAGAUUCCUCCGACUGGCUCCAAGAGCUCAUUGACCGUCUCGGAUUACCGGAUGCUACCCCCCCUUUGCCAACAACCACCACAACCACCAAACCCCCCAGGCGGAAAGGCAGACGCAGAAAAGGUAAAACCAGAACGGAGAGUGUGCCUGAGCUCCAGAAUGGAAUGGUGAGGCUGGUUGGGGACGAACAAGGCCAAAGCGACCGGGGAAGGGUAGAGAUCUACGUCAACGGGGAGUGGGGCACCGUAUGUGACGACCUUUGGACAAUCAAGAACGCUGAAGUGGUUUGCCGGCAACUGGGCUUCGAACGGGCUCUGAAGGCUGCCAAGAAUUCUGAGUUCGGGGAAGGGAAGGAUCUGCGGAUUCUUCUGGAUGACGUUCAGUGUGACGGGACAGAGUCCGGUCUGCUGGACUGCCAACACGCCGGCGUGGGGACUCAUAACUGUGCCCACUAUGAAGACGCUGGAGUGAUCUGUGGCAACUCGGACCACAUUAUAGAAGUCUAAAUGUUUGACUGCUAUGAAAUCCGAGCAACCAUCAUUAAACCUGUUGUUUUAAAAAUCCAUCCUAAAUGUAAUUCAAUCAGGAGAGACCAAUCUUUUUUUUUACGAAUAUUUGCAUCAUGUGCACAAGAUGAUAGAAAUGUGAAUUGUCUUUGGAGACUAGACCCCAUUGUGAUAUCAGAUAUCGUAAAGAGGAGGUCCUUCUUUAAGGAACUCACCACCUGCGGUCUAGACACUGGUGCUGAUUUGAUGAAGAUCAGGAUAUAAGGAGCAGCCUUUUGACCUAGGAACUGACUGGAGCUGAAUUGUGGGACAAUUGGCUGUUGCAUAUCGUAGGAAAUGUUGUUGGUAACUAAAAGAGUGAACACCAAUAAUUGGGUGAUUAGAAGCAACUUGAGGACUGAGAGAAUUGCGAAUUAAUAAACAUAAAGUGUUCCUGAUUCAAAUUUUCUAUGAGUCAAUUGAAAUACACGCUUGUAUUUCAAUUGACUCAUAGAAAAUGGACAAUGUUCUCAUUCCCAUGAAAAAGCCCACUGAAAAUAACUACUUUUUGAUAAUAAUUCAUAUAUUUUCAGCAGCUAUAAUGGAAUGUUUGAGCCAACAUGUGCCUUAUCUUGAUGUCAGUCCAACACAUUAAAGAGGGAAAGGGGGGGAAAUCUUGUAGAUUACACUGCAACCACAUUACAAUAUGUUUUGAAUAAAGGGUGUGGGACUUAUUGUUCUCAGCAAGAGCAAGAUGUUUCUCUGAAAAGCAGGGAUAUGGCAGAUCAUCAAAGCAUUCCAGAGGUGACCUCACACUUUUGCAGUGGGGGCUUCCCUCUUUUUGUACCUGCCAGUAGUGGAACAUCCAUUCUCUUCUAAAUGUUUAUAUAAUAGUUUAUGAUUGUCCACGACAGUCUUGAAUGUUUCAUUUAAACAUAUGUUUGGCACAAUCUCAGUGAUUUGUUACAAAAAAGUCUCGAAUGAAUGUAUGGGUAUGUUAUGAUGUCAUAAUUUUAGUAUACGAUUUUACCUAUACCUGGACAACAUGUGUGUUAAUCUUUUUCAUAUAUGUUUACAUUAUCAUUUCCGUAUUGUUGUUAAUUCUGAACACAUGACAUCUAUUGUACGUCGCUCUCUGGGUUUAAUAACAUCUCUUCUGUUAAUUGUGGGGUUUCUUUGGGAGUUUUUCCUACUGUACAGACUGUAUGUAAAGCCACCUGAGACAAAUUUGUAAUUUUGGAUAUUGCGCUAUUUUAAUAAAAUGUCAUUGAUUGAA
This is a messenger RNA of Eleginops maclovinus (Patagonian blennie), 3720 nucleotides long. It is a transcript of the gene hhipl1, whose product is annotated as HHIP-like 1. Bases 60 to 2465 code for a protein of 801 amino acids. The record is from RefSeq and is a predicted model, not a curated record. NCBI's taxonomy places the organism in Eukaryota, Metazoa, Chordata, Actinopteri, Perciformes, Eleginopidae. Gene Ontology annotation, cellular component: membrane. The transcript is spliced from 9 exons.